This is a messenger RNA of Brachypodium distachyon (stiff brome), 1682 nucleotides long. Its product is annotated as RING-H2 finger protein ATL74. The record is from RefSeq and is a predicted model, not a curated record. The coding region runs from base 604 to 1269 and encodes 221 amino acids. The transcript has a single exon. Lineage: Eukaryota; Viridiplantae; Streptophyta; Magnoliopsida; Poales; Poaceae.
CACGGCUAGUUUGCAUCAGCGCGCAACGCGCGUGGCUAUCUCAUUUGUAGCCUUGUACCAACCAGCACAACCGUACAACCAACAAGUGCGUGGCAAAGGCAAAGGCAAGCGGGCCGGGUAGAUAUUUCUCAGGCCGAAGUCAUGCGUGCGUGCGUGCGUGACCCUUUUGGUUUGGGAGUACACUCAGUAGAUGAGUGACCCGCAACCGAACGCCCUAUGAUAUCCCUGCUCUAGUGAGUGCCCUGCCCCCUGGUCCAAGACCAUGGAUUCCCAUUAUAUAUCCUCACUUGGCCGUUCCGCGGCAAGAUCUUUCAAUCAGGACUGCUCGUACGGCGCUAUCUGCCCGAUCAAGCUUCCAGCUUCUUUGAACCGAAACAGAUAGGAGCUGGUAUAAAGCAAGCGCUCCACACGCCACAUUUAGCAGCAGCAGGAGGAGCAGUGAGAGCCGCUACCACGUCUCCGUCCCUGUGCAACACAUACCCGUACCUGUACCGCCGGCGCAUAAUUGCCGGGCGGAAAGCGUGGUGGUGGUUACUAAGCUCGAUCGAGACUUCGAGAGAGGGUCUCGUCAUCUCGAGGAGGAAGAAGAAGUUGCAAGCAAGUAUGGGCACGCACGCCAGGUCCAUGAGCUGGUACAUGGGCGGCCCGCCGGGCUCGCCCGCGCCACCGGGGAGCAGCGGCGGCGGCGAGGCGCAGCGCGCGCUGAGCAGCAGCAGCGGCAGCGCCGGCGGGGGCAGCGACGCGAGCUUCGACACCAACAUGGUGAUCAUCCUCGCGGCCCUUCUCUUCGCCCUGCUCUUCGCGCUCGGGCUCAACUCGCUCGCGCGGUGCGUCAUCCGGUGGGCGCGGCGCGCGGCGUCGUCCGGCGAAGGCGGCGUCGACGAGGAGGCUGCGGCGGUGCAGGGCGGCGGCGGCGGCGGCGGCGGAGGGAUGAGCAGCGGCAAGAAGAAGCGCACGCUGAGGAGCCUCCCCAUCGAGGUGUACGGCGCGUCCGGCGGGUCCGCGGGCGCGUCGGACGUGUGCGCCAUCUGCCUGGGCGAGUUCGCCGACGGCGACAAGGUGCGCGUGCUGCCCCGGUGCGGCCACGAGUUCCACGUCCGCUGCGUCGACGCCUGGCUCGUCUCGCACGACUCCUGCCCCACGUGCCGGGGCUCCGUGCUCACCGGCGCCGCCGCAGCCGCGCCCAAGACCGCCUCGGCCGCCGCUCCGGGAGGCAGCUGGCGGCCCGGGAGCGUCGACGCCGCCGCCGUCACGGUGAUCAUCGCGUGACGACGCGGGCGGGCGCGGGGAUACUGGCGGGCCCCGCGUGCAGUCAGAUAUGCUUGUUUGAAGAAUCCUGGCCGUGGCCGUGUCUGUGAGAUAUUUUUCGACGCUGCUGCGGUGAGAGAAGGCCCGCUGGUCUCUGUUCACCGCUGAGUCGUCACGGUCAAGCUUUUGCCUGCCGUCGACAGCAAGUACCGCUGGCCUCCAUGUAUAUACUCCUCUCGACGCUGUAUAAUACUAGUCUCAUACUGCUAGUAGAUAUUUGACUGCAAAUAAGACGGUGUAUUUCUUUUUUCCUUUUUGUACAUGCUGGAUUUUCCACGAUUUUUUUGCGCGCUGCUGAGCUCAGAUAGAUUCUGGGAUAUUUGUACCUGCUGAGGUCAUUACGUCUAAAUACCGGAAUUCUCUCUGGCUCUCCA